Blepharisma stoltei is the source of this 891-nucleotide messenger RNA. Lineage: Eukaryota; Ciliophora; Heterotrichea; Heterotrichida; Blepharismidae. The record is from the annotation of a GenBank genome assembly.
AUGAGCAAAGGCUUACGAUACCUUUGUUUGGCAGGUGUCUCAGCAAUCAUGCUAUUUGAGCACCUUCAACUUAUGUCAUAUAUCAAAAAAGCAACAAAACCUGAUGCAGACGACUGAAACUCUUCAGCAAGAUCUGCAUUUGACGGCCUCAAAUCCAUUGCCCUUCGUUUUACAGGUGAUUCAUUUUUUGCAAUUUAUAUAAUCAGCUGCAUAGUGUCGUUCCUCACUUUUGCAAUUUACAUUGCUUUCAGCAAAAAAAUUCAUGAAGCAAAUAAAUCGGAGUCUCCUUUAAGGUAUCUCAUUUGGUUUGUGGAGUACAUAAUUUAUGGAAUAGGCUUUGUCCCUAUGAUUGGGGCUUUGGCUGAAGUCCAGUAUUGCAAUUCCCAUGACAUUGAUUCUUAUCACUCUGUUAGUUGCUGGGGCAAAAAACAAAUGGCAUUGAUAGAGGUUGGGUUUGUGUUUUCUUCAUUCGCUUUCUUUAUAUCUGCUGUUGUGCUACCAGCACUGAAAUCAGAGAGAAACGGAGUAGAAAAGCGUUGGGGAGAUGAAUGCUAUUUCUUUGGAUUCGAUAGAAUAUUAUUAGUCGGAAUUAUUUAUUUACUAGCUCCUAUUAGGCUGCCUUGGGUAGGAAUUCUACUUACUUGCGUCUUGAUAGCUUAUAUAGUUAUUUUUGAGUGCUAUAAUGAGCUUCAUAUAGCAAGCUUGAAAGUAGGACUUUUGUGCGGGCAAGCCUGGCUUUUCCUAUGCGCAGAUGAAGCAGACAAUAACGGCAACACAGCUUCAGAUCUGAUGGCUGGCUGGAUUCCAGCAAUUCUCAUUGGAUACUCUUUGCUGUGGAUCAAGUCAUUGGUUUUCAAGAGAAAAUACAAAGGAAUCCCUCUGCAGAAAUAA